AAGCUAAUGGAGUUAACUCUUGAACUAAAUUGAUAUAUGAUUUCAUAGUUUAAAAACUUAUUUAAUAACUUUUUUAGUUUACAUACCAAAAUCAUUUAGGGCUAUUUAGGACAUUAUCCCUAAUAAUUAAUCUCCGUUUCCCAUCCAUCCAAGCCAUUUUUCUUUUCCCAAACCAUCCAAACCUAAUUCACCUCGCCAUUUGUUAGCUUGGGGUCAGUGAAACUGAAGACAUGAAAGGUGAAUUUCAUUUUAGUUAAUUAAGAGGAAAGUGAGGGAUUGGGACAUAGCUUUCCUAUUUUGUGAUUGGUAAUUAUCAAAGCUUGUUUUUCAGCUGUCCCCGAACCCAGGUAUGCCUGUUGUUUGUAUCCCUGCUAUUUUGGUAACACAGUUCCAAUUGGUUUUGGGUACAGUUAGAAAUAUUCUGUCAGCUUUUAGGGAGACAUCUGGUGCCUGAUAUACUGAUCAGCUGCAAUGAGUACAUCCAAAGGGAAAAAACUUUCUGGGAUGCAGAAACAAGUACUUAGUCUCUACCGAGGAUUUUUGCGAGCAGCUCGUUCAAAGCCUACUGAAGAUCGACGCCAGAUUGAAUCAAUUGUCUCGGCUGAGUUCCAGCGCAAUUCCAAGCAAGUAGAUCGCAAAAAUUUCCUCUAUAUUGAAUAUUUGCUUCGACGUGGUAAGAAGCAACUUGAUCAGCUAAAGAGUCCCGAUACUAUGGGGUUAUCAGCUUUCAAUGUCAGUUCGUCUAAGAAACAAAAUGCUAAGACUUGAACACAAUAUUUGUUGGUUAUCAUAUUUUUCUGGAAAAACUGAUUGUUCUUUAAUUGAUUGUCAGAGAAACAGGAACUGCAUUACAAUAAUAUCAAUGUUUUUAACAUAUUGAAUCUCUUGUUACUUUCUUGUACUCAAUGCUGGCCGGGAAAAGGCUGUAAUUUGAAAUUAAUAAAAAUAUUCCCUUGAAAUUCAAUGGUUUUUGUGAUUUUUCUGAUUCAACUUUUUUUUUUUCAUCGAAUUUCUAUAUAAAGAGAUUGUGCUGCUGUUUUAGGUCAGUUUUUCUAUUUAGGUUUGCCUCUCCUCUUGGAUGUCAACAUUAAGAUUUAUAUCUGAUCUUCAAUUCA
Messenger RNA from Durio zibethinus, 1115 nucleotides. Its product is annotated as LYR family of Fe/S cluster biogenesis protein. The record is from RefSeq and is a predicted model, not a curated record. Gene Ontology annotation, biological process: mitochondrial respiratory chain complex II assembly. Lineage: Eukaryota; Viridiplantae; Streptophyta; Magnoliopsida; Malvales; Malvaceae. Gene Ontology annotation, cellular component: mitochondrion.